UUCGAAAGUCUUCCGGGCGCUCAGCGCUUGGGACCCGAGUUGUGUUAUUUGCUUGUUGUCUGGGUUUAAGAAAAUUCGGAAAGUUGGAGGCAGCUAGUUAGACUUCAGGCCCAACUAAAUAACGAAGCCAAGCGGGAAGGGCUGUCCGGUGUGUUGCAGAUAAUCACCAGCAUGGGAGUGAAUGAUUUGUGGCCAAUUUUGGAGCCUGUUAAGCAACACAUCCAUCUGCAGAAUCUUGGUGGGAAAACCAUUGCAGUCGAUCUGAGUCUCUGGGUAUGCGAGGCACAGACAGUCAAAAAAAUGAUUGGAACUGUCGUGAAGCCUCACCUCAGGAACUUAUUUUUUCGUAUUUCAUAUUUAACUCAAAUGGAUGUGAAGCUAGUUUUCGUUAUGGAAGGGAAGCCACCACAGCUGAAAGCUGAUGUCAUAAGCAAGAGGAAUCAGAUGCGUUAUGGGACUUCUGGAAAAAUGUGCUUUCAGAAAACAGGGCGAUCACAUUUCAAAUCAGUCUUGAAAGAGUGCCUUGCUAUGCUGGAAUGCCUGGGGAUCCCCUGGGUGCAAGCUGCCGGGGAAGCAGAGGCUAUGUGUGCUUACCUCAACGCUGCUGGCCAUGUAGACGGCUGCCUGACCAAUGACGGGGACGCCUUUCUCUACGGAGCCCACACUGUUUACAGGAAUUUCACUAUGAACACAAAGGACCCACAUGUUGACUGUUACACAAUGUCAUCUAUCAAGAGUAAACUAGGUCUGGACAGAGAUGCUCUAGUUGGACUAGCUGUACUUCUCGGUUGUGAUUAUCUUCCAAAGGGAAUCCCUGGAGUUGGAAAAGAACAAGCAUUAAAACUUAUACAGAUUUUAGAAGGGCAAAGUUUGCUUCAGAGGUUUAAUCAGUGGAAUGAAAAAUCUUGUUAUGCUACUUCACAACCACUAGUCGCUAAAAAACUGGCUCAUUGUUCUGUGUGCUCCCACCCAGGUUCACCGAAGGAUCAUGAACGUAAUGGCUGCAAAUUUUGCAAAAGUGAUAGAUACUGUGAACCCCACGACUAUGAAUACAUCUGUCCUUGUGAGUGGCACCAGUCAGAAUAUGAUAGGCAACUGCAUGGAGUAGAGAACAAUAUUAUGAAGAAAGCGUGCCGUUGUGAGGGAUUUCCAUUCCAUGAGGUUAUUCAAGAAUUCCUUGUGAACAAAGAUAAAUUGGUGAAGGUUAUCCAGUACCAAAGACCUGACUUAUUACUGUUUCAGAGAUUUACUCUUGAAAAAAUGGAGUGGCCAAAUCACUAUGCCUGUGAGAAACUAUUGGUGCUUUUGACCCGCUAUGACAUGAUGGAAAGAAAACUUGGUAGAAAGAACUCUAGUCAACUACAGCCAGUCCGGAUUGUUAAGUCCCGAAUCAGAAAUGGAGUCCAUUGCUUUGAAAUAGAGUGGGAAAAGCCUGAACAUUAUGCUAUAGAAGAAAAACAACCCGGAGAACUGGGUCUACUUACAGUUGAAGAAGAAUCACUAUUUCAGGCAGCCUAUCCGGAGAUCGUUGCUCUUUACCAAAAACAAAAACUGGAAGUUAAAGGGAAGAAACAAAGAAGUAUAAAAGUUAAGCCUAAAGAAAACAAUUUGCCAGAAUCAGAUGAUUUAAGUGUCCAGUCACUUUUGACUGUAAAACCCACGUGUGAAGUCUUUCCUGAGCAGAAUUCCAAGUUAAAUUUGGAAAUUUCUUCUCAUUCUCUAUUACCACGGGAGCCGCUUUCUUCCUCCCUGAAUAGCUUGCUUUUACCUGAAGAUACUCCUUGUUUGAAUAUACAAGAAAACUUAAUACCUUCUCCAAGGCUUUUCAUUACAGAGCCAAAUAAAGAUGCUAAUAAGUCUCUAAUUUCAGAAUCUAAUCAACUCAAUACUUCAUCUCAUAGUGUAUCUGUGAUUACUAAUCUACACUUGAGCACCAUUGACUGGGAAGGUACUUCUUUUAGUAAUUCUCCAGCUAAUCAAAGGGCUGCGUUCUCUCACAACUUAAAACCAAAACUUCAAUCAGAGGUAUUAGCCAUCUCUCAUGGCUUUGAAAAUAUCCCAGAACAAUUUCUGUGCGAGUCAGAGAAGAGCACUGCAAACAAUCAGGUGUUGGGUGGGGAUCUUCAGAAGACUAGUCCUGAAGAGCAUCUUCUUUCUGGUGUUGCUAAUUUGUAUCUUCAGGAUUUGCCUUUAAAGGAACGAAUAAAAAUGAAAUUAUCAUAUCCUCCAAGCAAUGCACAACCAGAUAUGGGCCUCAAAACUGUAUCCUUACCAAAGGAAAAAGAAUUACCCAGGGCUAAUCAUAAUUCUGCUUGUCCAUUGCAUCGUUCAAAGGAUCUUGUAGGAAGUCAGUUGCAAAAUGAAUCCAGUGAAGUUCUAAAAGGAGACCGGCUGUUUCAGGAGAAAUGUAAGAUGAAUACUUCUCUACCAUUUUCUGCCAAUAACCUACUAGUAAAGACCUCCAGUGUUCACAUCGGGCCACCAAGCACCGCUUUAGAUCACAGGAGAAAGGUUGACAAGCAAACCACUAAGAAAAUUGUGAAGAGCAGUGUUUGCCUUGACAAAUACUCUUCUGAUGAAGAAAGUGGCCCAGUGUUUUGGAAGGCAAAAAACACAACUCAAAAAGUAAAGCACAGUACUCAGAAACAUAAUCCCCAAUUGAGAGAAAGUGGCUACAACAAGUCUAGCAAUCCCGAAAUACAUGUUAAAGGAACAGAGUUGCCCUUUGACUCUGAUGAAACAGCUAGAAAUGAAGAAAACUGUUUCUCAGAUCCAGCAAAAAGUUAUCAGGGGUUUCUUAAGAAAGACAAUGAUCCUGAAACUUGUUUGGAUAGUCCUCUUCCUUUACGCCAGCGGUUAAAACUAAGGUUCCAAAACACUAAAUGAAAUUUAAAAGAAAUAAACACAACAUACUAUAUUGGUGUUGGCAUUAGCAGAAGCAUGAUAUCUAGUGUUUGGUAGAAAAAUUAAUAUGAUUUUGUCAUGUAACCUCCAUUUUAAUCAAAUUGUAACUUAAAAUGUUAAAAUAAUGCUUUUUAAGGGAUGAUUCUCUGCAGUGACAACUCCAGAUAAUGUAUUUUAAAGACAUUUUUACCAUUUAAAAAUAUGCUUAUUGAUUAUGCUCUAAUGCUUAAAAAUAUUAUCUAACAGAAAAAAUGUUAUCCAUUUGUUCAAUUUUGCUUUUCCUUCUCCUCUAAAGCAUCUGUUUAUAUCCUACCUUGUUCCCAAGAAGGUAACUCUUCAUUAUUGUCUUCCUGUGUCUUCUAUUAUACUGUUGUGUUUUCUCUCUGUGAAUAAACCUCUCCCACUUUUGGUGAUCUUGUUCACCAUGGUGAGGGACAAAAUGGAAAAGAGAGGAUGAUCAAU
Molecule: messenger RNA, 3366 nt
Organism: Perognathus longimembris pacificus (Pacific pocket mouse)
Lineage: Eukaryota; Metazoa; Chordata; Mammalia; Rodentia; Heteromyidae
Gene: Gen1
Product: GEN1 Holliday junction 5' flap endonuclease
Exons: 14
Coding region: 172-2886 (904 amino acids)
Molecular function (GO): 5'-flap endonuclease activity; four-way junction DNA binding
Source: RefSeq, a predicted model, not a curated record